UUUAGGCCACGCUAAUUUCUUCGACGGAGAAAAAACCGUAGCUGAAUUAGAGUAUAGGCCACGGUUCAAAAGUUGUGAACACAUGAAGACCACGACUGAAGAAAACCGUGGCAUCUACGUUUUCUACCACGCUUCAAUAAUUGUGGACGGUUCAUGGCUACAACUUUCCAACCGCGGCAACCUAAUCCCACAAAUAUAACCGCGGCAUAAAAAAGUCCUAAUACUAAAAAAUUCCCUUCCGCCAAAAUUUUGUGAACCCCGCGCGUGUUUAGAGUUUUGGCACAACUAAAGGAUUAAUUUUCAUUAAAAAAACCUUAAAACUAAUUAAAAAAUAGAAACCCUCAAACCCCUAACACUACUACACAGUACGUACUAUCAGAGAAAGGAUUUUGAACCCUAACUUUCUCCUUGGCUGAACAUCGUAACCCUCCUCAUCUCGGCGACCUCCUCUCUCCGCCGGCGACGGCUUGUACGACCCUCCUCUCUACGCUGCUUAGAACUUUGAGCAGAGGUAUCCACAUCUUUUUCAACCACUGACCGAGAGCAAGGAGCAAGAAGAUUAAGAGAAGGGAACCAGUAGCAUCAAGCAAAAAUCAGUUUUCUUCAACUGGAAGGUUUAGUUUGGGAGUACAAGGGAGAUCAAACAAAAUUAAGUUUAAUUACUCCAACAAAUCUUGAGGGGUUUGAUGAUAUUUGAUUGAGGGAGCGGGUAAGGCUUCUCCAGGUCUUUAACGAUCAUUUUUGUUGGAGAAGAUCUUAAUAAUGUCUUCAAAUUCUUCGGAUUCUCCUCCACCUGAUUCAUCUUCACAAUCACCCCCUCCACCAUCUGAAGAAGAAUCAUCGCCUCCUCCACCGUCGUCAUCUCCGCCACCAUCAUCUCCUCCUCCGUCAUCACCACCUCCAUCAUCGCCCCCGCCCUCAUCACCCCCGCCAUCCUCGCCUCCCCCGGAUGAUAAAAAAUCUCCGCCCCCUCCAUCAGGCUCUUCCCCAUCUCCACCAUCACCACCACCACCACCUUCUGACCAAAACUCACCCAACAACCCACCUUCUCCUCCGCCGCCAUCACAUUCCAGCGAACAGUUUUCUCCUCCUCCACCGUCACAUCACCGGUUGUCUCCGGGUCACACUAAAUCAUCAGACUCCGGCACACCAUCAGGGGACAACGGAAGCCAACUGAGCGUGCCGGCUAUAAUAGGAAUUGCAACAGGGUUUGGAUUGUUGCUCCUUGUCAUUAUCAUAGCAGUCAUUGUAUGUUCAAGAAGAAAGAAGAGAUCAGAAACUACAAUACAUUACUACUCUAACCAUUCUGGUGACAAAGACUACUACAAAUCAGGUCCAAAUCAGUACGGUUACAAUAACGGUGAGCAUGUUCUUAACAUUCCUCCACCACCAGGUGUAGGAUGGGGAGCACACGCGCCUCCGCAUCCCCCGCCACAGCGUGUUAGUAGUGACAUGAGCAACUCCAGUAACUCAGGUCCCCAUGGUCCUGUACUGCCACCGCCACACCCUACGGUGGCCUUGGGGUUCAACCAGAGCACUUUCACGUAUGAAGAGUUAUCCACAGCCACCGGUGGUUUCUCCCAACGCAACUUGCUAGGUCAAGGUGGUUUUGGAUAUGUGCACAAAGGUGUUCUUCCAAAUGGUAAGGAAAUAGCUGUGAAGAGCCUCAAAUCCACUGGGGGACAAGGAGACAGAGAGUUCCAAGCUGAGAUUGAUAUAAUUAGUCGUGUUCAUCAUCGCCAUCUUGUGUCACUUGUUGGGUAUUGCUUUACUGAGAGCAAAAAGUUGUUGGUGUAUGAAUUUGUGCCUAAUAAGACUCUUGAUUACCACCUUCAUGGAAAGGGUCGACCUGUGAUGGACUGGGACACCAGACUUAGAAUUGCCAUUGGAUCAGCCAAAGGGCUUGCUUACUUACAUGAGGAUUGUCACCCUCGUAUCAUUCACCGAGACAUAAAGGGUGCAAACAUUCUAAUUGAAAACAACUUUGAUGCCAAAGUUGCAGAUUUUGGAUUGGCAAAGUUUAAUCAAGACACUAACACACAUGUUUCUACUCGUGUGAUGGGAACAUUUGGGUAUUUGGCUCCUGAGUAUGCAUCAAGUGGCAAGCUAACUGAGAAAUCUGAUGUUUUCUCAUUUGGUAUUAUGCUAUUAGAGCUCAUUACAGGACGACGACCGGUAGACAACACUGGUGAUUAUGAAGAGGAUAGUUUGGUUGAUUGGGCUAAACCACUAUGUGCAAAAGCAAUGGAAGAGGGGAUUUUUGUUGGACUGGUGGAUCCACGUUUAGAAGACAAUUAUAACAAACAAGAGAUGGCACAUAUGAUUGCUUGUGCUGCUGCUAGCGUUAGACACUCAGCAAGAAGACGCCCGAGAAUGAGCCAGAUUGUACGAGUGCUGGAGGGAGAUGCCUUAGUGGAUGUCCUUAAUCAUGACGGAGUGAAACCUGGCCAGAGUGCAAUGUUUAGCAACGCAAGCGGCGAGUAUGAUGCUGGUGCGUAUAGUGCUGACAUGAAGAAGUUCAGGAAACUAGCAUUUGAUAGCGGCACCCCCGCGAGCAGCGAGUUUGGCGCAACGAGUGAGUAUGGCCUCAACCUCUCCGCCUCGAGCAGCGAUCAAUCAACUACUGAGAUUGGCAGGAGGACAGGAAGUCGGCUGCAAACUCCUUGAGAAACACUGUGAUAUCUAGCCAGACAUUUUUAAUUGAGACCAUGGUUGCUGCUACUAGUUGUUAACUAGCAAGCUAUUUGACAAAAUAAUUCAUGAAGGAAAGAAAGAGACAUACUUUUUAUGACUCUUUUUGUAUGAACGAUUAGGAUAUUUAUAACUUGCAUGAUACAUAGGUGGUGAACUUUGAACAGAGGUUAAGCUUGCCAACAUAAAAACACAUAUUGUUACAUUAAUUUUAAAUGUUGAGGAAGUAAUUUUAAAGCACAAGAUAAAGUAAUUUGGCGAUA
Messenger RNA from Lotus japonicus, 2954 nucleotides. RefSeq names its product proline-rich receptor-like protein kinase PERK7. The transcript is spliced from 11 exons. Lineage: Eukaryota; Viridiplantae; Streptophyta; Magnoliopsida; Fabales; Fabaceae. Gene Ontology annotation, molecular function: protein kinase activity; ATP binding. The coding region runs from base 763 to 2667 and encodes 634 amino acids. The record is from RefSeq and is a predicted model, not a curated record. Gene Ontology annotation, biological process: protein phosphorylation.